Molecule: messenger RNA, 1299 nt
Organism: Lathyrus sativus (Indian pea)
Lineage: Eukaryota; Viridiplantae; Streptophyta; Magnoliopsida; Fabales; Fabaceae
Source: the annotation of a GenBank genome assembly
AUGGAGCAACAAAACCAAAAUAAUACGCCAGAUGGUUCAGGAGAUGUGCCUCUGAAGCGCAAACGUGGUCGCCCACGGAAAUACCCAAGGCCAGAUUCAGCAGAGAGUUCCUACAUGCAACUUAGUCAAAACAGAAAGCAGACUCCUAUUCGUGCCGAACAUUCCCCAGUACCUCCUGGAUUUCAAACAGUUAAUGGUAAUGAACACCUUCAAAGGGGCCUAGAAAGUGAACCAAAUGAUGCAGCGGUGGGCCAGGUUGUUUCUGGUGUAAUUGAGGCAAUAUUUGAUGCUGGAUAUUUGCUCAGUGUUAGAGUUGGUAAUUCCGAUACUACUUUGAGGGGACUAGUCUUUAAGACUGGACGUUUCGUUCCCGUUUCCCCUGAGAAUGAUGUGGCUCCAGGUGUUCCAAUGAUCCAAAGAAAUGAGGUUCCCUUCCCUUCAAGACCUACUCAGUUUCAUACUCCUCUUUCAAAGGAAAAGAAUGGGCAACCUGCUAGCACUUCUAGAAUUGACACCCUUCCAAUGAAUGGUUCACAAUCUGUCCCUCAGGUUCCCAGAGGAACAGUUAGUUCUGGUAACAUGGUUGCUGCUUCCAGAACGAACGUUCCUUAUGCGACUGGUCAAACCGCUGAUCAACUAGCCAGAGGUAAUGUGGUGCCAAUUUUGUUCCAACCUAGCUUUUUAAACGGGAUGACGGCUUCUACUUCACCAGUACAAAUCACCCCAGUUUCUCUAGCGGGUGGGGUGAAUAUUGCGGGCAAGGAAAUUCCUGUAGAUGGAAAUCAAGCACUUAAUUCUCCUGCUCAAACUAGCCAGAAUUUGUUUCCAAGUAGCAUGCAGAGCAAAGGUGUUCCCUCGAAUUAUCAAUCUUCCGAUGUGUUGAAUAAAUAUGCGGACAAAUCAUCAACAGUGGCUAGCAUGCCUUUUGAGCAACUGGUUACUGAAGGUGUUAAAAGGCUCGAAACUCCAACAGAUGCCAUGGAUUCAAAGACCGGAAACCGCACAUCAGGCAAUAAUUUAGCGUCAGAGGAUCCCAGCAUUAUGCAGGUAGACAAAGUCAAUGACGCGGGUCAAUCUGUCUUGGUUGAGCCUAAUUUCGCGUCUGCUUCCAAAGCUUCAGACUACACUGAAACUGGCAAAAUGACGGAGCUUUUGCAGCAGGUUCUGCAGAAUAACAAAACAGAAAACCAGGAAGGCAAAGCAGCAGAGGCAGGAUCUGGAGACAAGUUGGGUGAUAUAAGGACUUUUGGAACUGGAUUUCAAGAUGGUGGAACUGUUCAUUCAACAAAUCCUUUCUGA